Messenger RNA from Hordeum vulgare subsp. vulgare (domesticated barley), 3024 nucleotides. Its product is annotated as wall-associated receptor kinase 3-like. Gene Ontology annotation, cellular component: plasma membrane. Lineage: Eukaryota; Viridiplantae; Streptophyta; Magnoliopsida; Poales; Poaceae. Gene Ontology annotation, biological process: cell surface receptor signaling pathway; protein phosphorylation. The coding region runs from base 134 to 2935 and encodes 933 amino acids. The record is from RefSeq and is a predicted model, not a curated record. Gene Ontology annotation, molecular function: polysaccharide binding; calcium ion binding; ATP binding. The transcript has 4 exons.
GCCCCGAAUGUACUUUCAACAAUAUUUAGGCACCAGACUGGUAAUGUGCUCUAGGACUAUAAAUAAUGCAAGUUGAAUAAGGAUGUUGAUUCAUCAUUAGAAGAGUAUUAAAACAGAUCGAGCAGAGCGAGAGAUGAGAAUGGGGUGCGGCUUCCUCAUGAUUGUGCUUGCGUUGCUAGGGACGCAGACAACACGAGUGUCUGGCGCCGUAGCGACAAGUGGUCGGCAGUAUGAAGAGAGCAAUCUUGUCGUUCCGUCGCCGGCCAUGCUCGGCAGGUGCCCGAGGAAGUGUGGCAAUCUGAGCUUCGCCUACCCCUUCGGCAUCGGCUCCGGCUGCUUCCGCGACCCCGACUUCAACCUGACCUGCGUCGUCGACGGCGGCAGCGGCACCUCCAGGCUCUUCUUGAGCGACAACAUCACCGAGGUCGUCGCCUACGGCGAUUCCGAGCUCUCCGGCAUCAAGGUCGGAUGGACGCAGUACAUAAUCAUCAACUAUAACGAGGAGGUCACCGUCGUCUCCGGCGUGGACGUUUACAACUUGUCCUCUUGGUUGCCUCCGGGGAGAUCUUUUGUUGGAUUGAAUGCCGUAAUAAACGUCACCGGCUGCGGCUUCGACACGUACCUGCUCAACCACGACUCGAACACGACCUUCAGGGUCUGCUCGACCACCUGCCCCGGCACCGAGAUCACGGAGACGACGGCCAGGGAGAACUGCGACGGCACCUGGUGCUGCACCGUCCAAUUUUCUAGCUUUAAUGGGUUUCAGUUCAGCUUUGUCCGGCAGCGCGGCGUGGAUAGCAGCAGGGUCGACCACACAAGUCCCCUGUGGAACAAGAUGAGCGUAACAACGGACUAUGCAAGCCUGGGGUGGAAUGUGGUGGAUCAGGCAAACUGUGCCGAAGCUGUUAGACACGAAAAAACCUACGCCUGCCUCAGCAAGAAUAGCAGCUGCACUGAGAGACGGUCGGCAUAUAGCGACGGCUACUGGUGCUCCUGUAACGUCGGAUUCCUUGGCAAUCCCUAUGUUGCCGACGGCUGCUUCCGCGACAAAGGAUAUAACCGAAUCCAACGAGUGGAAAAUUGCACACGACAAUGUGGGGACAUUGAAAUCCCAUUCCCUUUUGGCGUAGAAGAAGGUUGUUUUGCAAGGAAGGUAUUUCAGCUCAAUUGCACAAAUGCGACAACCUCUACACUCCAAAUGGAAGAUGAUGUACAUCAAGUGGUGCACAUCAAUAUUGAGGAGGGGCUCAUUGAAAUUAAAUACAUAGCAUAUUACCAACAAGAAUUUUUAAGGAUUUACAUUGAUGAAGAACCUGAUCUCUAUAUGGGUUAUGGGGAAACAACAUUAUCACAAUGGGCUGUUGCUAAUCUAACCUGCCAAGAGGCAGAAUUGGACAACAAUAGGUAUGCAUGUAUUAGCAUCAAUAGUGAGUGCUUGAUUGUCAACUCUACAAAAAAUCGUCUCUACGGUUAUCGUUGCAAAUGCUCCAGAGGCUUUCACGGAAACCCAUAUAUCCAAGAGGGUUGUCAAGAUAUUGAUGAGUGCAAUCAAGCAAAUGGUACAUGUGAAGAGGUUUGCAAUAAUAUCGUGGGAAGCUACUAUUGCAGCAAGUGUCCUGAUAAAAUGGACUAUGAUACAACAACAAGGAAAUGUAUGUCAAUAAAAAGACAAAUUACUUACUUGGGUGUUAUCAUUGGGUUGAGUGGUGGCUUUGGAAUUCUACUUCUCAUCUUGAGUGGACUUUUCAUUGUACACAGAUGGAAAAGAUACAGCCAAAGGCAGUUACGGAGGAGAUAUUUUAGGAAAAACCAGGGUCUUCUUUUAGAACAACUUAUAUCAUCGGAUGAAAAUGCAAGUGACAAAACAAGGAUUUUCUCGGUGGAAGAGCUAGAAAAGGCAACAGACAACUUCCAUCAAACACGUAUCGUAGGCCAUGGAGGGCACGGCAUGGUAUACAAAGGCAUAUUAUCUGACCAAAGGGUAGUGGCCAUAAAAAAGUCUAAGGUGAUUGAGGAAGGUGAGAUCAAUCAAUUCAUCAAUGAAGUCGUCAUCCUCUCCCAAAUAAACCACCGAAACAUCGUAAAGCUAUUUGGAUGUUGUCUUGAAACUGAGGUACCUCUGUUAGUGUACGAUUUUAUCUCAAAUGGAUCGUUGUUUGGUAUUCUUCAUUCUGAUUCUAGCACUGGUUGUUUAUCUUGGGAUGAUUGCAUAAGGAUUGCUGUGGAAGCUGCGGGAGCCCUCUCUUAUCUCCAUUCUGCAGCCUCGAUAUCGGUUUUUCAUCGUGAUGUUAAAUCAUCCAAUAUACUAUUGGAUGGAAACUACACAGCUAAAGUCGCUGAUUUUGGGGCUUCGAGACUAGUUUCUAUUGACCAAACUCACAUUGUGACAAAUGUGCAAGGCACGUUUGGGUACUUGGAUCCUGAGUAUUAUUACACUGGACAAUUGAAUGAGAAAAGUGAUGUCUACAGUUUUGGUGUUGUACUCAUUGAGCUACUUCUCAGAAAAGAGCCAAUAUUCACAAGCGAGUCAGGCUCGAAGCAAAACUUAUCAAACUAUUUUCUUUCGGGGUUGAAAGGGAGGCCAGUUACAGAAAUAGUGGCUGCCCAAGUUCUGGAUGAAGCAACUGAGGAAGAGAUUAGCAGCGUAGCUUCCCUUGCAGAGAUGUGCUUGAGUCUCCGAGGCGAGGAUAGACCUACCAUGAAGCAGGUGGAGAUGGCUUUGAGGGUUCUACAAACAGAAAGGUUAAAACUGUGCCAUGUUGAUCCAGGGAAUGGAGAAGAGAAGGAACCACUGCUAAUUCCAGCAAGAGAAAAAGGUAGCUCCCAUCAGUUGGUCGCUUCUGAUUGUGGCAAUGCUAAUUUGCCAUCUGAAAACAUCAAACGGUGCUAUACCUUUGAGCAAGAAUUCAUGUCAUAUGAUGGUGUUUCACGCUAGAUGUGUGUAUGAAUCUAGCCUCUACGCUUACUGCACCUAUGAUCAUUUGUCCUUUAUGCAUCGAUAAACAAGCACAUAUGUACGUUUUU